CUGCCGUGCAGCCUCCUCCGCGUUGUGGUUCCGAUCCAAGUUGUGGCGCUGGUUCGUUGGGCUGCUGACCCGUCCCGUUCGUUCAGCGUCCCAUCUGGAGCAAACGCAGUCGUCCUUCCCUCAAAGACUUGCAGGUCGUCUCCCGCCACCGCGUCAUCCACCUUCUUAACCUCCCAGCUAACCAUGGUGGCCACUCCCUCUCUUUGUGACUUCGUCUCAUCACGCGUUCGCACACCAAUCCUAGCUCACCGUACUCUUCCCUGUUCUCGCUCCGCUUGCUCGCUUUUCUUGCGUUGCGAGCUUGCAGGUUGCAAUGGAUCGUCUGCGCCGGCGGCCGGAGCCGGCGGCGAUCGACAUCACGUGGGUGUCGUGCCGCGGCGUCAGGUCGUCGCUCCCGUUCCACAAGCCGUGCCUCUACGCGUCCAUCUUUAUUACCUCGUCGUCCGCCCGCAAGAACGUCCACGGUCACCGCCGGCCCCACCGCGUGAAGACGCACACCGACCGCGCCGGCGGGGAAAACCCCGAGUGGGACGCGCCCCUGCGGCUGUACCUCCCCGAUGCCUCGCCGCCAGCCCCGGAGCUGGAAGGGGGCGAGAAGAAGAAGGACAGGUCAGGCGAUGAUGGCAGCGGCGACGUCCUUCUGGUGCGAUUCGAGCUCAAGGCCGAGGUGGCCGUCCUCGGCGACGUGCUCACCGCAUCCGCCGCCGUGCCGGUCCCCGACCUCGUCGCCGAUGGGCAGACGCGGCGCGUGUCGUACCAGCUGACGGGCCCCGACGGCAGGCAGCCCAAUGGCGUCAUCUCUUUCUCCUACGCCUUCCACGGUACAAACAACGACGAGGACGACGCGCACAGCAGCAACGGCGAGCCCGUGGCCACGCCACCUUGCUCCACGGCAUCCAGUCCCGAAGCCCACCCACCGCCCUCGGCCGUGGCGCCACGACUGUACCCGGCGAUGGAGUGGGCACUGGCGGAGCAAACACCCGUUUACCCGCCGCCGGUGACGUUGGCCGAGACUAUCACGGUCGCGGACAUGCAGUACUACUACCCUCCUCCCCCGCCGGCAACUCCAGUGGAGCCGGUUGCGGUCUACCCGCCGUUGCUUGAGACGUCGGCCCGCGGCGUGUACCCGGCGGCAGGGGAGCCGGCCGGCGCAUUGUACCCGACGGUGGACCUUGCUCCUGUGAACUGUUAUCCGCCAGCGCCGCUGCCACAAUACGGCGUGGGGUGCGGGUACACGGCGGCGUCGGGAUGGGACGACCGGUGUUUCUACAGUUGACGCCGUUGUUACGCGGAUCAGGUUGACUGUUUCUUUGUGCUGCCCGGCCGCUUCCGUGGAAGGAGAGCUGGCCAGCGGCGUGUAUUUUUGUUUUCUUGGUCACUAGCCGUUACCCAGUGCAUCUUGUGUAGUUUAUAUUGACAACAAUAAUUCUAAAAAUUUCUUACGAUAAA
This is a messenger RNA of Phragmites australis (common reed), 1449 nucleotides long. RefSeq lists its product as uncharacterized. The coding region runs from base 314 to 1276 and encodes 320 amino acids. NCBI's taxonomy places the organism in Eukaryota, Viridiplantae, Streptophyta, Magnoliopsida, Poales, Poaceae. The record is from RefSeq and is a predicted model, not a curated record. The transcript has a single exon.